AUGUCUUCUAUCUUUGUCAGACCCCCAGACUUCAAUUCUAGCGAAGAAGCUACCUGCGUUCCACCAAGCGACUUUAUAGUCGGGACAUGGCACGUAACCCACUCUACCCUUCCCCUGUGGAAAGACAAGCGCAACGUCAACAUCACCUACGAGCUACUCCCCGCAGAUACAGCCGGGGUCCAGAAGCUCGACGACUUGGUACAAUACCAAGCCCUUGACUCUGAGAUAAUCAAAUCCGUUCAUGGCGUGGACACCCCAACACCAGAUAAACCCGGCGCCUGGGAUUGGCGCGGCAAAGGUUGGCUGAUGAUCGCGAGCUCACACUGGGAGUGUCUUGGUUUCGGUCCUACCGAUGAUGACAACCAGUGGAUUGUUACCUACUUUGCUAAAACAAUCUUCACGCCUGCUGGCAUUGAUAUCUACUCGAAGAACAAGAAGGGGCUUCCUCAGACUACGGUCGAUCAGAUACUUAAUGCUCUCAAGGAGCUUGGGGUCAAGGAUAUGACAGACCUCGUUAAUAUCGUGUUUCAGAUUCCUCAGAACUAG
This is a messenger RNA of Penicillium vulpinum, 546 nucleotides long. RefSeq lists its product as uncharacterized. The record is from RefSeq and is a predicted model, not a curated record. The transcript has a single exon. Lineage: Eukaryota; Fungi; Ascomycota; Eurotiomycetes; Eurotiales; Aspergillaceae. Bases 1 to 546 code for a protein of 181 amino acids.